Molecule: messenger RNA, 1533 nt
Organism: Eutrema salsugineum
Lineage: Eukaryota; Viridiplantae; Streptophyta; Magnoliopsida; Brassicales; Brassicaceae
Product: poly(U)-specific endoribonuclease-B
Exons: 8
Coding region: 92-1366 (424 amino acids)
Molecular function (GO): RNA endonuclease activity
Source: RefSeq, a predicted model, not a curated record
CUACCAAUUCUUUGGAUCCACAAAUUCUCUAUUAGUAUACAAAUCAAUACUCUGUAUCUAUCUUUCGCGCUUGAGUUUUUGAGAAGAGACGAUGGAAGGAUUGAUCAAAGGUUUGGCCGAUGUGGCUUUCGGAGAUGAUGAUAGGAACUCGAGGGACGAGAGAUCCAGAUCUACUUGGGCUAAUGUGGUUUCCGGCGAAGACGAGGAUCAGAAUCGCGCGGGAGAAUCGUCACCGUCGCAGCACGGUCGACGCCAAAAUUUAGAGGAGAAUCAAUGGGAGAGAAAGGGAGAAAGGAUGCCCACAAGGCAUUCACAUCAGGAGGACCAGGAAGAGAACACGUAUGCGGCUCAAGUAACCGAGCAACAAGACUUCUCGGAAACCCAGAAAGAAGACAAUGACGGUUGGGAAACUGUGGGGAAAAAGAAACCUGCAAGGCGAUCUCAUAAGGUCCAGAAGGAGCAGUGGCAAGAGUAUAAAUGCCCUGCGAGCGAACAACACUACUCAGAUGACGUUGAAACUAAUGGAAGCCUAGAACCCUCACAACUAGAGCUCUCAGGUCUCUCAGAAGCUUGCAACAAACUUUGGGAGCUCGAUUCAAACCGCCUUGUUCCUGGAAACGAUUAUCAAAUCGACUGUGGAGAUGGGAAAAGGGUUCAUGAGAGAUCAGACAUGGCUGAAGGAUUACUGUUCUCUUGGGUCAGCGACGAAGUCUUUAGAAAACCUACUUUCGCCAGAUUCUGCUCGUUGCUUGACAACUACAACCCAAACGAAGGUUACAAAGAAGUAGUCACAGAGGAAGAGAGGCAAGAGCAAGCGGCUUUCAUCGAAGAAAUUAGCAGAACCGCUCCGAUUAAGUACCUUCACAAGUACCUUGUGCUCAAGGACGUUGCUCCUGAAAGCUACCAAGAGUUCAAGAGAAUGCUGACUAGUCUCUGGUUCGAUCUCUAUGGCCGUGGAGGUACCUCUGGCUCCUCUUCUGCGUUUGAGCAUGUCUUUGUUGGUGAGAUCAAACAAACUGGUGGGGAACAAGUCUCCGGAUUCCAUAACUGGCUUCAGUUUUACCUGGAGGAAGCCAAAGGAACAGUAGAUUAUCAAGGCUAUAUAUUCCCUCGACGUCGCGGUGAAAUUCCUGAUUCAGAAACUCAGCUGCUAACGAUCCAAUUCGAGUGGAACGGUGUUUUAAAAUCAGUGUCAAGCACUCUAGUUGGAGUGAGUCCAGAGUUCGAGCUGGCUCUCUACACAAUGUGUUUCUUCAUGGGCAGAGAAGAAAACCACAUUCAGUUGGGUCCAUACAGUGUCAAUGUCAAAUGUUACCGACUUGGCAACAACCGUAUCGGCUCAGCUUUCCCCAUUGCAGAAUCUUGAUACCACACUUUGAUGGCUCCUGAUCAAAACAUUACAAAAUAACAAAAUAUCUUUGCAUUGCUCAGUACUGUACUGAAUUAUUAUUAUUGUUGUUGUCAGAGAUCCUUCUGUCUACAUGUAUACUAGAAAUAUCUUCCUUUGAUAUUAUUUCCUUUGUUAUUUAUGUG